UGAAGCCACAUCUUCCAUGUUCACCAGCCGCCUGUAAGAACAACAGCAACAAGAAGAAGAAGAGAAGAGAAAAGGGUGCAUUUUUCACCCUCUUCCCUAUCCAAAACUCUCUUCAUUUUCCUUCUAUUACAAACAAUCAAAAUCCCAAUUCAAAACCCUUCAAAACCAUCCAUUUUUUGUUUGAUUUGAGCCAUUAUAGUGAUUAAUACUUUUGUUGAAGAUUUUAUCUAUAAAGAGAGAAACCCUUUCGGAAAUAGAGAGAGAAAAAAAUCAAGAACCAUUGUAAACACCGUCAUUGUGAACAAGUAUCCAACGUAGGAAGGAGGAAAAAUGAAGUAUGUUUUGGUGACUGGUGGUGUUGUGAGUGGACUUGGAAAAGGAGUUACUGCUAGCAGUAUUGGACUUCUUCUUCAAGCAUGUGGUCUUCGAGUUACUUCUAUCAAGAUUGAUCCCUACCUGAACACUGAUGCGGGGACAAUGUCUCCUUUUGAACAUGGAGAAGUGUAUGUCCUAGAUGAUGGUGGUGAGGUUGACCUUGAUCUUGGAAACUAUGAACGUUUCUUGGACAUCAAAUUGACCCGCGACAAUAACAUCACUACUGGAAAAAUUUAUCAGUCUGUUAUUGAGAAGGAGAGAAGAGGAGAUUAUCUUGGAAAGACUGUUCAGGUUGUUCCACACAUAACAGAUGCCAUCCAAGAGUGGAUAGAGCGUGUAGCACAGAUUCCGGUUGAUGGUAAAGAAGGGCCUGCCGAUGUUUGUGUCAUCGAAUUGGGUGGAACUAUAGGGGAUAUUGAGUCUAUGCCUUUUAUUGAAGCACUUGGUCAAUUUUCUUACCGCGUAGGCCCUGGAAACUUUUGUUUGGUUCAUGUCAGCCUUGUUCCUAUUCUCAACGUUGUUGGCGAACAGAAAACAAAGCCAACUCAGCACAGUGUUCGCCAACUCAGAGGAUUAGGUUUAUUCCCCAAUCUUCUUGCUUGUCGCUGUUCAAAGGAACUUGACGACAAUGCUAAGGCAAAACUUGCUCAAUUUUGUCAUGUGCCGUUAUCAAACGUACUUACUCUCCAUGAUGUUCCAAAUAUUUGGCACAUUCCCUUGCUAUUGAAAGACCAGAAGGCGCAUGAGUCGAUCCUGAAAGCAUUAAACCUGCCAGGUGUUGCUACAAAGCCUAAUUUGAAGGAGUGGACUGUUAGGACAAAGAAUUAUGACAAGUGUCAUGAAACUGUUAGAAUUGCUAUGGUGGGAAAAUAUACCGGUCUUUCAGAUGCAUAUCUUUCUGUUCUUAAGGCACUUUUGCAUGCUUCUGUUGCUCACAAUCGUAAACUUAUUGUGGACUGGGUUCCAGCUGGGGAUCUUGAAGAUGUUACCUAUGGCGAGGAUCCAAAUGCUUAUAGAGCUGCUUGGAGUCUUUUGAAGGGUGCAAAUGGAGUUCUAGUUCCAGGUGGUUUUGGUGACAGAGGAGUGCAAGGGAAAAUUCUUGCUGCUAAGUAUGCUCGAGAACAUAAUGUUCCAUAUCUCGGCAUUUGCUUGGGAAUGCAAAUUGCUGUUAUUGAGUUUGCACGAUCUGUUCUCGAUCUCCAUGACGCUACUAGUACAGAAUUCGAUCCUGAAGCCAAGACCCCUUGUGUCAUAUUUAUGCCAGAAGGUUCAAAGACACAUAUGGGCGGAACUAUGCGUCUUGGUUCAAGGACAACUUAUUUCCAAGUUGAUGACUGCAAAUCUGCAAAAUUGUAUGGUAAUGCAAGCUCUGUUGAUGAGCGACAUCGGCAUAGAUAUGAGGUAAAUCCUGACAUGGUAUCUCAGCUAGAGAGUGCCGGUCUAUCUUUUGUUGGUAAAGAUGAAACCGGGAGUCGCAUGGAGAUUGUUGAACUGCCUAGCCAUCCAUUUUUUAUUGGCGUUCAGUUUCACCCUGAGUUCAAGUCCAGACCAGGGAAACCUUCUCCCCUCUUCUCAGGAUUAAUAGAAGCAGCUUGUGAGCCAAAGAGGCCAGUGCUGAGUAACGGCCACGCCAAGUUAACUAAUGGAAUAUAUAAUGGACACUCACCAAUCCUGAAAGCACACCAAAAUGGAAACGGUUUCAUAUCAUCCAAUGGAUCCCUAAACGGCGUGUUUACCAAUGGCAACGGAGUGUAUGUGGAUGGUAGUUGUUAGCCAUCCUAGUUUUCCGUCUUUGAAUAAUGAUGGCAUAAACUAUAUCCAACGACAUUAUGGUUUGUCCUCGGUCGGUCGCACUGUACAGUUAGUGAGUGGAUAGGUCUUUUUAGCUAGGGGCUUGUCUUUCAUCAUGAAACCAAAAUUUUUGAGUCUAACAAGCUUUAUUGUUUCCUGAUAUGGUUGUGCUGUGGUGUGGCAAUUGCAGCCACCAUUGAUUUCACUUUUUUGGGUCAAAUACUUGGCCAAAACUACACUCACUUGAUUGAUGAUCAUGCCAAAUAUUUGGGCUUUGGUGGCUUUUUUUCUUGCUAUUUAGGGUUUUUUGUUCCAAGCAUACAGGUUGAAGGUGUAAAAUUACUUUCAACCAAGUGUCUUGUUUUGAGUGGCCAUUAAUGUAAACUCUUGUGAACAUUGCAGUUGAAUUUUGUUUGGGGGUAACUGCUUUUAUCUUUCUUGAUUUUGUAUUUAAAUUAUCAGAUGAAGUGUUAGACCACAAUAAUUGUGUUGGUUCUCUUUACCUUAAAGAUUUUGCCUGUAAGAUUUUUCUAAGAAACAAAGGACUGUGAAGGAAGAAUAUAGAUCUACUUCUUUUGCCUGUAAUUCAAUCCAUUUAUUAGAAUGUAUUAUCUGCUUCA
Messenger RNA from Medicago truncatula (barrel medic), 2786 nucleotides. RefSeq names its product CTP synthase. The coding region runs from base 331 to 2148 and encodes 605 amino acids. NCBI's taxonomy places the organism in Eukaryota, Viridiplantae, Streptophyta, Magnoliopsida, Fabales, Fabaceae. Gene Ontology annotation, molecular function: identical protein binding; CTP synthase activity. The record is from RefSeq and is a predicted model, not a curated record. Gene Ontology annotation, biological process: pyrimidine nucleobase biosynthetic process; CTP biosynthetic process. The transcript is spliced from 22 exons.